Molecule: messenger RNA, 2507 nt
Organism: Balaenoptera musculus (blue whale)
Lineage: Eukaryota; Metazoa; Chordata; Mammalia; Artiodactyla; Balaenopteridae
Gene: SNAPC5
Product: small nuclear RNA activating complex polypeptide 5
Exons: 4
Coding region: 163-468 (101 amino acids)
Biological process (GO): transcription by RNA polymerase II; transcription initiation at RNA polymerase III promoter
Cellular component (GO): nucleus
Source: RefSeq, a predicted model, not a curated record
CUGGUCCGCGGGAAAGCGGUGACCCCAGACGCCAGCAGGAAGCGGCCGCCCCGCCCCAACGUGCCGCCAGCCCCGCCCGGCCCGCCUUCCGUUUCCGGUAGCGCGGCGCGGAGAUGGCGUCAUUGGCGAGUGCCCGGCCGGCCGCCAGUGUGAAAACGCGCGAUGUUGAGCCGGCUUCAGGAGCUGCGCAAGGAGGAGGAGACGCUGCUCCGCUUGAAAGCGGCCCUGCACGACCAGCUGAACCGGCUCAAGGUUGAAGAACUGGCCCUCCAGUCAAUGAUUAGUUCUACAAGAGAAGAUGAGAUGCCGUCUUCUCAACCUGCGCCUGAACAGUCACAUGAUCAGAUGUUGGUGCAUGUAGACAAUGAAGCAUCAAUCAACCAGACUGCACUGGAGUUGAGCACAAGGAGCCAUGUGCCAGAAGAAGAGGAGGAGGAGGAGGAGGAGGAAGAAGAAUCCGAUUCCUGAAGGGGAGAAGAGCCAGGCCUGGUGUUAGGACCGGCCCCGACAAACACUUCCCACCGAGGAGCCCCUGGUCCUCGUCUCCACAGCACCGUGACCCUUCUCCAACAGAGGACAGAUGCCUGACCCCGGAGGCCGCUGUUCAGUGUGUGCGAAGUGAGGCUGAGUAACAGGCCGGAGCCGGGACAGCUGGGCACAGGGAGGCGCCCCAACAUGAGUCCCUCCCUCCACCGAAGAACGUCCCAGCCUUUCCUUCCUGCAACUGGACCACGAAGCCCUGAGCUCCCUCACCUUCCAACGUUCCCAUGGCCUGUUUAGAAAUGACCUGCUAGGCCUUGUUAUAAAGCGAAGGAGUGGCACUGGCUACAGAGGCAGGGGACCUGUGUUCACGUCCUGGCCCUGCCGCCUGCCCUACGCGCAGCCUUCAGCAAGUCCCUUCGCUUCUGUGGUCUGUGGUCUACGUGUCAGUAAAGCAGUGAUAACAGUCCCAGCUCUCGCAACCUCACCAGAUGGAGGCCAGGAUCAGUCGAAUGAACUGUGGGCACUUAAACAGCACACACGUUACAGGAUCACAAAAAAUGACUCUUUCACAGGUUGCCCUCUAAGACAGGCAGUUCACAGCACCAGACACCCACUCCCUCACUCCCCCCUGCUGCUCAGACACCACUCUCCGGGCCACAGCUGCUGCUCAGGAGUGGCUGCACUGCCUCUGUGACUGUCCUUGUAUCUGAUUUCUAUUCACAUGGCAAGCCAGCCUCCUUUUUUGCAAACUUAUAUAACGCCACUUUCCUCCCUCCCUGGCUGUGGCUCCUGCUUCCGCCACCUGCCCCAGGGAACUUCGCUGCCUGGGAGGCUGCAGAGAUCCAUGCGGGUGGGGGCCAGAGCGGAGCAGAGGGAAACCCUCAGGGGGGUCUCCCUGCUUGGACCACAUCCAUCCUGGAAGCCAGAUGCACACACAGGGCCCCUCCUGGUGACCCUGGAGGCCUGACAAGAAGUUGCAUGGAGACCUGGGCACUCCACUCCACUCCACUCCAGAGCGUGUGGCUGGAGCUACCAGGCCAGGACAUGCUCCUUCCCGGCAGCCCCGGCCAAGUCGGGCUCUUCUCUAGGGGCAGAAAAGAGGUCAGAUAAGGCCACGGAGAUUGUUUCCUCCAAUUGUCAGCCUCCUGCAUUUGCUUCCCACAAUCACCGCCUCUCCUUCCUCUGCUCCCGUGCCCAGCAACUCCUCCUCCAGCCUGUCUUGCACAGUGACCGGCACUCCUCCCGUGGGACAGCCCCCGCACAGAGGCUGCCUCGCAGUACAGUCCAGGCCCCUCGGCCUGCCCUUCCAAGCCCGCUGUCCUGCUCACUUCUGCAACUUCUUGCUGCAGCACGUCUCCGUGUCCACCUUCCCCAGGCUGGGGCUCGCCUGCCUCUCUGUGCUGGUCCCCACCCCUAAAACCUCCUCCUUUCCCACCCACCCGUUCACCUCUACAUCCAGGUGCCUGGUUCUUUUGAGUGCCCUUCCCAGCAUGGAAUACUGCCCUGCUUUGGAGCCCUGGGAGGUUUAAUCGGGCUUUUCCUCCCACAUCUUCCCUAGCAGCAACCUCAAACGUUGUUCACAUCACAGGCGCAAGCCCUCUCUACUCCCCGAGGCCUCUUCAGGCCUUGGGUUCUCUUUCUGACCCUCCAAUAUUAGGAGAGUGAGGCUGGGAGGAGCCCCAGCGUGUGGUGGGACACUCUGUAUUCCGCAGCAAGCAUCCACCACUCUCUGAGCUCCCAGGCUGACAAGCUUCCCUAGGAAACCUACAAGAUGCUAAGGUUUGAUACCCAGAUCCUGCCCCGGCUCUGCAACAAUGAAGAUGGAUAAACCCUCCUUCUUCAAAAAUGAUUAAGGAAGUGUUAUGAAAAAACUAAGCGGAAGAAAGUAUUUUCCUCUCUGAUAUUUUCUGCACCAGAAAUAACCACUGUUCAAAGCCUCCUGAUAUUUCCCCCAUGAGCACAUGGUAUUAACUUGACUUCUGAGCAUUUUGUUUCUUUUUUAAAUUAAUUAAUUUAUUUUUGGC